GCAGAGAAUAUCUCCAACUUCAAUGUCGAGUACAACAAAUUAUUCAAACACGACCAAACAUAACCUUGAUUUCUUUGGCACAAAUUCAAUUAAAAUGGCGGGUUUAUCGGUUUCUUUAAGAGAUUCAGGGAAGGAUCAAAUGUUGGAGCGGUACUUGAAUCUCAUGGCAGAACAGAGGCAAAGGCAAGAGGCAACAGUGUUGACUGCACCUCAAAUCGCGCAAAAGAUUGCAGAUAUCGAGAAAACCUCUCAAGCCACUCGAGAAGUUUCCAAGAACAGUCUAGAACAUGAAGAGUGGACAGAAACUACAACAAAAUCUCAAGAAACUUACUGGAAUCUGUUGGAUUUGGCAAAGGAGACCGGAUCAACUAUACUCGUUGCCAAGGGAAUUCAUGAAACUGAAAAGCUUCUAGCAAAUUUUCAACGGCCUUUGUCAAACCUUAUAGAUUUUCAAGAAGAAUCUGGCUUGAUAGAUUUAUCGUCACCUCAAAAGUUCAAGGAACCCAAAGAGAGGGAAGCAUAUCAUGAAGAAUCUCGCUCGGCUCUAUUGGACUUGAUAGAAGUAGUCUCUGAUGCAGCAGAACUGCCGUCGCCUGAAAAAGGUCAAGAGAUCGAUGGAAAUCAAGAAGCCAAGUACAAUCAAGGCACUGAAGAGAAUGAAGAGUCCGAAGAAAAUCUUGAAGAUGAUGCCCAGUGGUGGGGUCUUUCCGAUCUGGAAGAAGAUUUUGCGCCUCCUCGAAUCCUACCCUACUUCUCAGAGCUUCCCGGAAAAUUACGACGGCAAAUUUGGAACUUCGCCCGUCCUGAAGCACGUUACAUAAAGCUUCGAGAGUCCAAAUGGAGUGCAGCACUUUAUUCGGAUGCGCCAAUUCCAGCUUUGCUUCAUACUUGCCAAGAAUCAAGAAAUUCAGCUUUGAGAUGGUACGACUUGUCAUUUGCAAGGGAUCCUGAAAUGGGGUUUUGGGACCAGAAGACAUUAAAUGAGAUAAUGGACAAUGCACUCACUGAAGGACAACGCGCCAAACCAAGAAUCUACUUUGACUGGGAGCGUGAUGGCAUAUAUUCUCAAUGUGCUCGUUGUAAUGGCCAUAGAAUGAGCUGUAGACACGCCCCUCUCUCUUUCGAUUGGCUUAGAGUUAAGCAGUUGGCAUACGAAGGUCCUCUUUCCAUCAAUCCUUUUUACAAGCUUACCUUGUGUUAUCCUGCCGUUGAAAGUAUCAUGCUUAUUCGUGGUAGAAGCGCUGUUCGGCGUACGGCGAUUUCACCCUCCGAAUUCAUACCCGUCGAUGAAAGGUUUGAAUGGGAAGGAGAUGAUUUGCUUGCGACUUGUUUUGAGACCAUACAGAAUACCGAUCCGGAGUGUGAUGCACUUGAGACUAUCACAUCAGUCCAAAGAAUGACUUUGAUGGAUGUCAACCAGACAGAAGUGGUUGACCGAGUGGAAAGUAGCUAUUGGCCUUGUCGUUAAUUAUCUUGAGGUUCGCUGCGAUAUAAACGAAGUGGGCAUGGAUUUGUAUGGAAAUACUUAGAAAUGGGCAUUUGGGGUUAGUAACGACAAUAUGUUCAGCCAUAGCUAGAAAGUUGCUAUAUGGAUGGGGAAGAUUUGAAAGAAUGGCAUUGUCACAUAUUCAAUUACAAGUAACAAGAGCAUCGUUUAUGGUUCGAUUUGUCAGAUUUAAAACAUCCCACGUCAUUCCACCACUUGUAUUAAUCUCGCGGCAAUAAUACUGCGUCUUA
Botrytis cinerea B05.10 is the source of this 1737-nucleotide messenger RNA. RefSeq lists its product as hypothetical. The transcript is spliced from 6 exons. NCBI's taxonomy places the organism in Eukaryota, Fungi, Ascomycota, Leotiomycetes, Helotiales, Sclerotiniaceae. The coding region runs from base 95 to 1468 and encodes 457 amino acids. The record is from RefSeq and is a predicted model, not a curated record.